Messenger RNA from Cyclocybe aegerita, 2109 nucleotides. NCBI's taxonomy places the organism in Eukaryota, Fungi, Basidiomycota, Agaricomycetes, Agaricales, Hemipholiotaceae. The record is from the annotation of a GenBank genome assembly.
AUGAAUGGCGACCAGUUCAAAACGCCUCUGAACCGAAUAAGAGAUGGCUCAUCGACGUUACGGUCAACAGCAGCCAAAAGGGACUCUUUGGCUGCAGAGUUAGAACGAGAUCCCCAGUUAUCAACAGCGAAAAGACAGCAGCGUGCCCAAGUGUUCACAUCAUCCAUCUCUCAUGCGAACCUGGAGAGGCAGCUCCUCGCGGCCCAAACCGCUAAGAUGGAGCUUGAAACGAAGCUGAGAGAGAAAGAGCUUCUGGUUGAACGAUUGGAAAGAGAUAGGAGAUGGUUCGCCGAUCGCGAGAAGGAAGAACGCGAAGAGAAGGAACGUGAACGCGCCGCACAUGAAGAGGAAAAGCGCAAAUCUGACAGUGACCUGCGAUCCCUACGCAACACCUCAGCUGCCUUACGAGAAGAGCUGGCAGACCUCGAGGAUGCCCAUUCAGCGCUGUCGAGAAGCUCUAGUCAAACCAUCACGUCCCAAAAGACCCAAAUCACCGCCCUCACCCAUCAAACGUCUCUCCUACAGGAAGAACGCGAUCAGUUCAAACAGAUAGCAGAGGAACGCGGUGCCACUAUCCAGGAGCUCCAAGCCCAGUACGAUUAUCUGUUGGCCAGCCAAGAAACUGCGGUGCGACAAGCAUCCGAGGAGGAGAGCAUGAGCGUCGUUCGUGAAGAGCUCCAUCGCCAAGCUGCCUAUCUCCGGAAUUUGGAAACCACCAACGCGAAGCUUACAGUAGAGCUGAACUCUCUUCGAGAACGCAACACCAGCAUAGAGGUUCUGAGGGAAGAGAAACGUGGCUUGGAACGAAAGGUCGCAACGCUAGACGAGCUUAGAACAAAGGUCGUCAAACUCGAAGCAGAAGUGGAGGCAGGGCGCAAGGAAAGGGAAGAAUGGGCCAGUAAACCAUCAACCACCUCGGUUUCGAUGACCCAAACUUUGACCGACCUGCGCCUGAAUCAUGCCCGACUGCUUGAAGAUCAUGGAGCUACUGCCGCACUCCUCCGCCAGCGCGAAGCCGAACUCGCAGAUCUUGAACGACGAGAAGCUCAAUCUCAGCAGGCCAUCCAGACCUUGGAACAAAAUCUGCGCCUCACACGCGAACAGGUCGGUCGAAGAGAGACUCGUGCUUCUCUAGCUGAGAGGGAAGUCAGCUUCCUUCAAACCCUUCUCGCAAGCUACAACGCUGAAGAGGCUCAUCUGGAUGAGGUGCAUACAGACGAAGCGAAAGUUCAACGAAUCCAGCAACUAGAAGCUCUUCUCUUAGACUACAAGGCAACAAACGAACAGCUUGCGAAGGAGAUCGACGCCCUAGGUGGAAGUACAUCUGCGCUUGAUCAUGGCCACAAUCGGCAGGAGCUCGCAGCUGAGGUCGAAAAGGAGCGCCUCGAGAAAGUUGCCCUGCAGAAGCAACUCAAUGACUUCGAAGCAGAGACCAAGCAGAACCUUGACAAGAUCGAAGAACUCGAGCAGACCCUUUUCGAGUUACGAGGCGAGAUUGCAGGUGGCAGACACGUACCACCAGGUGUCCGGGUCCUUUCGAUGACCGACAACCUUGAGCAACAGUGGUUCGACCUACGGCAGGCAGCUAUGGACCGCCUGAAGGGCGAGAACGAGGCUUUGAUGAAGCGACUCAAGGAGCUGGAGGAGAGUGGAGCACGAGCAGCGCAAAAUCCUGGAGACGAGCUGGUUCCGCGAGAGAGUUGGGAGCUGGUCAACAGGGAGAAGCUCGAGCUCGAGGACGUGGUGAAACAGAAGGAGAAACGACUGUUGCGGUUGCAGCAGAUUUUCACGUCGAAGAGUGCCGAGUUCCGAGAGGCGAUCGCCUCGAUCCUGGGCGUGAAACUCGCGUUUUACCCGAACGGCCAGGUGAGGGUGACGUCCUUAUACGAUCUCGGAGCGUCGUUCGUCUUCCAGCCGAGCUCCAAGUCCGAAGGGGCACGGAUGCAGCUCAUCGCCCAGGGCGAGGGUGGCCCACAGGACCUGCCCAAUCUCAUGCAGUAUUGGAUCGAGAACGAGCAAUGUCUACCCGGCUUCCUGGCGAGCGUCACCUUGGAGUGCUAUGACAAGUCCAAGCGCGAAGGGAACGGGGGUAUGGACGGGACCAUAUGA